CUUAUGCCCUUGUGCGUCUAGUUUUGGAGUUGGUAGACGGACCGUACUCUCUGGGUGCUGCUGCCGCUUCUCCCUGUUGCUGCUGCUGCUGCUCCGUGCUUUCGAGGCCAUCUGGAGCUUUUCGUUUUGGGUUGCAGCGCUCACCAGAUGGCGCCCUGCCGGCAUGUGCUUGACACAAGCUUCUUCUCUUCUUGAGCCUCCCUCCCUGCAAGGCCACUGCCAUUCAUCCCUCCAGCCUGCUCCCAUCCUACCCAUCCAUCUGCUCCCCAUCAUCUGCUCCCCAUCCAUCUGCUCGCUUCCUCCCCUCGCUUGGCUGCCAUUGACCGCCAAUCCCCUCGUUCCUGCGCGCUCCUGCGGGGAGUGUACACCAUAGCAUGGCGCCAGUGGGCACUGGGUAGUGCUGCAGCAGUCUCCUCUGUCUGCGUGCAGCUGUUUUCAGCCUUUUCCCAGCAACCUGAUUGUCCUGACUCCUAAGCAGCCGUUAGAGCUCUUCCGGGAUGCUGUUGCUCCCUUGGCGGAGGCAUGGGGUGCACCACCUACCGUAUACAUUCACUUCACAUUGCCUCCCCACUCCCCACCGGCUCAUGAUGCAGCUUAGUCUUCUCUCACCUGACCCUCUUCCGAGAGUGUGUGCAGUUUCUGUGUGCCAUGCACACACUUGAGAAAGGGGUCUCUCAUUUAGCCUGAUAGUGGAGACACCGGCCCUUGGUUCCUGGAAAGGGUACUGGUAGGUUGAGUGUGGGUCAUUGAUUCUGCUGAUGGCUUAUAUGGUUUCAUAGGGUGAGCUGAGCUGCUGAAGCCGUGAUUGGUGAGCAAUAGCUGAGAGGGGUUUUCUGUGCUGCUUAUGUGAUGUGACUAACUUCUGCUGGUGAUACUAGCACCGUUUAGUGUACUAUACUACAAUUUGACACUGCAUUUAACUGCAGAUAGGUGUUUGUCUCUGUUGGCACGAGAAAUUGGACAUGAGUUACCAAUGCUUUAUUUAUGCUGCACGCAUUUUGACUGGUCCUGCCAUCCAAUCGACCACGCGUCAUCCUUUAAGUUCUAACUAGGAGGCAGUGGAUAUCGCCCAACAUACCUUUUGCUCUGCCCUUUCGCGCCCAAGGCUUUGCUUCCGCUCUCGCUGAACGAAGGCAAGUGUUCUGGUCAAGCAAACUGCUUGAUUCGUGCUAACAGUAGGGUUUUUACUUCCCGAGCCAAAACACCACGUAUAUCGCGUAGGCCAACGUGACACGGAAUAGAAAUCGCACUUUUUGUAUAAACUUCAUUAUUCUGGUACAUUUCCCCAAUGACAUUCUCUUGGACAGGGUAGUCUCGCUCCUUACCCUCGCCUGCCUCGUAAGACCCGCUGCGUAGGUCAUCAAACCGUCAGUGAUCAUCAAAAUGCGCGAGUAACAUUAGAUGCUCGGCUAGCCAUUAGAUGCUCGAGCCGUGUACCUUGUCACAGCGCGCCGAGCCUUUGAGAGAUCAGGAGCUGCCGUUCAGCCACCAUCACCGUGGAUGCGUCAAGUGGCGGGCCCUCCCUCCCGGGGGCCCUGCCCGCUGCCUUGGGAGCUGCUGCGCUGGACCCACCCCUCGUUACUGUCACAUCCGCCCUGUCUGGCGCCGCGGCAACGGACGUCUCAGGUGCUUCCAAGCACAAUCAACACCCACAGCAGCAGCAGCAGCAGCAGCCGCAGCGACGAGAAGAAGAGCAUUUAGACAACCGCGAAGAUGGUAUGACGUCGCCCGACGAUCACGAGGCACACCUGUUGCAACCGAAAGGCGCUCCGCCUGGGCAGGCACACGGGGGUCCAGUGAACGGGGUUGCGCUGGGAGUGGCGGAAGAAGACGCGGAGAUUGCGCAGGGAGUAGUGGGGGAGGAGGCGGAAAGUGCGCGGAGCGGGGGGGAUGGCGGGGGUUCUGUCUAUUUGGGCGAGGAAGCGGAGGCUGCGGAAGUGAGGGGGAAUUUUGUCGGGGAAGUGGGUGCGGAGGCGGUAGACGGCGGAAUACCAUCCGCAGCAAUUGUUGGGGCGGGAGAUGCGCAGGGCGAGAGCAACGGAGGCGGAAAAGGAGGGGAAAGAGAAGCACAGGGAAAGGAGAAUCCUGCAGGGGGAGUCGAGGGAGCAGCAGAGGAAGGGGGAGGGACGCGCGGGGACGGGGCGCAGGGGGAAGCGGGAGGGGGUUUAUUCAAUGCAGAGCAACGAGGAGAGGUGGGGGGGGGGCUAAUAGAACAGAUCGAGGGGGAAGAGAUUUUAGUCGAAGGGACCGAGGAGCCGGGAGUGAGAGAGGGUGGGGAAGAGGAGGCAUUGCUGGUAGUGGGAAGCACGAGGGGAGAGGCGACGGGUGGGUCUCAGAAUGGCGAGAGGGGAGGCAGGAAGGUGCGGUGGUUGGAUGACGAGGGCCAGACGUUGACAGACGUGCGGGAAUUCGAACCCAGUGAGUCAAGCAGCGAUGAUGACGACGAGCAUUACAAGGAGAGCAGCCAUAAAUGCAGCUGCGUCAUCCUAUAGUUUCGCUCACUCUGCUCCUUGGCUGAUCCUCCAAGUGCCACAUUCCCAGGCAUACCCACACGAGCACUCCCCUUUCCCCCUCCCCCCUCUCUCCCCUCCCUCUAGUUUCCCUCCUCUCCCUCUCUCCCUCUUUCCUUCUCCCACACUCAUGCCUCCUCUCUUUUCUCCUUGGUCAUCAAGUGCAUUCGUCUCCACUCUAAACCCCCUUCCUGUUGCCUCCAUUGUCCCUCCAAUCAUCGUAACACAUGGGUGAAUCGACUUUCAUCUGCGCGGACAUAAGCCAUCACCCGAUUUCCACCACCAAUGGUCGGCUGGUAUUAUCUUCUUGCCAUUGCAAUGGCCUGCUCACCCAGGCUCAAAUAAGGAGAGACGUAGCUCGUGGUUUUGGGUAGUGGUGAAGCUGCCUGGGCUUAGGAUGUGGGUGUAGUGACUGCAUAGAGUGGUCGUGGUGUCCUGUCCUCUGGUAUAACCCACGCAUUAGGUUAGACAUGCAGUAAUACCCGGUGAAGUAACUAUGAUUGUAAACAUUGACAGCAGGUGGUUCUGAGUAUUUUUUGUUCAUAGUACAGAUUUUGACUCACGUGGA
This is a messenger RNA of Closterium sp. NIES-67, 3078 nucleotides long. Lineage: Eukaryota; Viridiplantae; Streptophyta; Zygnematophyceae; Desmidiales; Closteriaceae. The record is from the annotation of a GenBank genome assembly.